AUGGGGAUGGGAGUGCAGAUAUUGAUUCCAAAUCUAUACCCGGGGCUUGCGCAUGCUUGUAUGAAAGACAGUUGUGGUGGAUGCGAUAAUAUUUGCCAUCGCUAUGGCCUGUCUGUGGACAUUAAUGAAUUCCGCAAGGUGGGCUCUGAUUCAGGCAGUUGUGGUGAUCUUGCAAGUGGUGUCUACACUGGGUGUCUCAUGCGGAAGAAGACUACUGUUCGAUUGGCGAUUCAGUUCCAGGCUAUGAGAAUUGCUGCAGGGGUCAAUGAUGUUAAUAAUGGCAUUCAGGCUAGUUUGUGGAAGAGUGCUAUUCGGUGUGCACAAUCUGCGCUAGUUCCCCAGUGCAUGUGUUAG
Molecule: messenger RNA, 354 nt
Organism: Ostreobium quekettii
Lineage: Eukaryota; Viridiplantae; Chlorophyta; Ulvophyceae; Bryopsidales; Ostreobiaceae
Source: the annotation of a GenBank genome assembly